Messenger RNA from Aspergillus heteromorphus CBS 117.55, 968 nucleotides. RefSeq lists its product as uncharacterized. Bases 199 to 783 code for a protein of 194 amino acids. The transcript has 3 exons. The record is from RefSeq and is a predicted model, not a curated record. NCBI's taxonomy places the organism in Eukaryota, Fungi, Ascomycota, Eurotiomycetes, Eurotiales, Aspergillaceae.
AGGACUUCCGAAUGGUCAAUCGGAGCUGAAAGUUGGAUCCAUGCUGUGCCCAUUUUCGUAGAUAUAUAAGAGAGGAAGACAUCCUUCGUUGUCCUCUUUCUCCUCACCAGCGCCUUCGAAAAUCCCAAAGCACAGAUAAGAGAAGAUCGACUUCAUCAUCAGCUCCGUAUAUCAAUCCCAGAUACCACCAGGUUCUCUAUGUCUACCAUUGUUACCACCGCCCCUUCUACCCAGACAAUGUCUCUCCAGGCACUUCCUCAGCAGGGCACCUCCGACGAUGAGCUCCUCAAGCUAUUCCGCCAAGUGACCAUCAACAGCGCCGAUGGCCAUGAUGUUUCGGAGUCGCAAAUCAAGAGGGCCUUCCAGCAGGAGAUCAGUCGGCCCCUGGGCCGACAGGUGCUGGAGGCAUCGUUGUUGCACAGCAACGGAUGCUCCUGCUACCACUGGAACUACCACGACCGGAUCAGCGGGAGAGUCACCAUCUCCCGUGUUGAACUGUCCUUCGACCUGAUCUCCAAGAGCAUGGGACAGUCCGUGAAGGGCGACGCUGCUGGGUUCUUCCGGCCUAACAGCGCCAAUAUCAAUGCAACCAUCUACUAUGACGAUCAGCAGAACGUCCAGGGCAACCAGAGUAUCAAGAUCUAUAUGGAUGGAACUAAAUUCGUGAUCGACUUCUACACCACCGAUUCGUCCGAGAAGCCGGUUGCUCGUAUCGUCCAGCCAAACUCGUCCUUCACCUUCCAGAACACCAAUACCGGUGAUGCAAGCUGGUCCACCGACUAGAGGAGCCGAGAAACGAUCAGGACUCCUUGAACCUGGUGAGCUGGACAGCAGCAACAGCCCUUAUGAGUGAAUGUUGAUCGGUGCGGAUCAAGAUGGAAUAUCUUUUGUUUUUGCUUGCCUUGCUUUGCGCUGUGCUUCUUAGUCACUCAUUAUAGCUCUUUCCUAUGUGAAAUGCAGUUGAUCCG